Loxodonta africana (African savanna elephant) is the source of this 2037-nucleotide messenger RNA. RefSeq names its product rabenosyn-5-like. The transcript is spliced from 3 exons. NCBI's taxonomy places the organism in Eukaryota, Metazoa, Chordata, Mammalia, Proboscidea, Elephantidae. The record is from RefSeq and is a predicted model, not a curated record.
AUGACGCCAUUGCUCUGGCAGCCUCUCCCCCAGCAGUGCCUGCCUGCCCACCACCGCCGAGGCUGCCACCGACUGGGCCCUGGGGUCAUUUUUGUGUCUCCUCCUCUGACAGUGUCAGGGGAUGUGGUCCACACCCCACACCCCCCAGUGACACCACUGGUUACCCCUGGGGGUGGGAAGGAAGAGCAGGCCGCCGCCACAGGCGCGCCUAUCGAGCUCCGAGCUGACAAUAGUAAUGGCAGCCCCAGUAAUGUGAGGGCCUGUGGAGGCCCACAGCCUUGGCCCAUGGACCUGAUAGGCCUGUGGGGCACCGCCGUGGCUUCCCUGGAUGACCCAGGCGAAGUGAGGGAGGGCUUCCUCUGCCCUCUGUGCCUGAAGGACCUGCAGUCUUUCUAUCAGCUUCAGUCACAUUACGAGGAAGAGCACUCAGGGGAAGAUCGUUAUGUCAACAGACAAAUUAGAAGUCUUGUCCAGAAGGCUAAGAAAGCAAAGAAUAGGUUGCUGAAAUGAAAAGUUGAUGACCAAGCAGAAUCAGGGACCCAAGGAUGUGAGUCUUUCAGCUACGGAGGGGUUGAUCCGUACAUGUGGGAGCCCCAGGAACUUGGUGCUGUGAGAAGCCAUCUUUCGAAUAUUAAAAAAUACCAAACUGCCAGAACUGACCACUCUGUUGUGAAAGUCAGUAAAUUAAUAAUCAGGUUAGAGAAGCCCACUGCAUUUGACAGAACGAAUGCCGAGUCAGCUAAGAUUCAAGCAAUAGAAAAGGCUAUGGUGCCUUGGGUCAACAACCAGGACGUCCCUUUCUGUCCAGACUGUGGAAAUAAGUCCAGCAUCCGUAACCACCACCACAACUGCCGCCUUUGCAGGCCUAUCAUGUGCAAGAAGUGCAUGGAGCUCAGCAGCCUUCCCCUGGCAAACAAGCUCACCAGUUCCAGCGAGGACUGCCUGAAUGCCCACGCCAGCCCCAGCCAGUCACCCACCAGUGUCCAUGGCUCCCAUUGGAGCAGCAUCAGCAAUGUGAGCAGUGUGAGCUCUGUGCUAGAUAGGAAGGAUGACAACCACAUCCACUGCUGCACAAACUGCAAGGACAUGGUGCUCAAGAGAGAGCAGCAGAUCGACCAGAAGGAGCACACCCCUGACAUCAUGAAGAUCUACGAGAAAUUAAGACUUUGCAUGGAGAAAUUUGACCAGAAAGCUCCUGAAUACAACAGGACAGCCACACCAUUAAAUUUGGUGAGUAGCGCCUGAGGUCUUAAAAGCUUGCAAGCAGCCAUCUAAGAUAUAACUACUAGUCUCUACUCAUCUGGAGCAAAAGAGAAAGAAGGAAAUAAAAGGCUCAGAGAAGAAACUAGUCUGUAGGACUAAUAGUCUACACAAACCAUGGCCUUAUCUACCCUGAGAUGAGAAGAACUAGAUGGUGUGCAGCAACCACUACUGACUGUUCUGAUCAGGGCCACAAAAAAUGGAUUCUGACAGAAUGAAAGAAAAAUGUAGAACAGAACUCAAAUUCUUAAAAAGUCCAGAUUACUGAACCAGUUGAGACUAGAGGAACCCCUGAGAAUAUCACCCUGAGAUAGUCUUUAAACUUUGAAUUGAAACUACUCCCAGAGGUCACCUUUCAGCUAAAUAACAGAUUGGCUCAUAAUAUUAAGAAUAUUACCCCGUGACCACUGUCUCAGGCUGGGGUCUCUAGAGAAACAAAAGCAGUGAAGCCUAUGUGUAAAUAUACAGAAAGAGAUUUCUUUCAAGGGAAUGGCUCACGCAAUUGUGGAAGCUGGCAAGUCCCAAAACCAUGCAUCAGGUGGAAGGCUGGAGGCUUCCCCAACUCUUGUGGUUGUAUGGGUUGAUGAACUCAACAGCAGGUCAGGCAGCAGACUAAAGGCUUCUCAUGUCCCAAGAACCAGUGGUCAGAGGAUGGCGAGAUAAAUGCAGGAUCAAGAUAGAGCGAGCUUAGCCAAAACACUUGUUUAUAUGACAAAUGCAGGCCAAUCAAGGAAAUUCCCCUUCCAACUGAUUGGCUGCUCACAUCAGAUCACAAAA